AAAAAAAAAAGCAAAGAAAAAAACACAUCACGAGAGAGUACUUUGUGAUGUAAGCAACCACAUACACCACUCCCUUCUUCUCCUCUCCAUUGUUUUUUCUUUUCCUUUCCCAAUAAUUCUCUUCUUAUUUUAUUAGCUAUUUUAUAUUUCCUAACUUUUUCUAAUACUAUUACUGUUUCUCGUUUUGAUUAUUUUUUUAAAAAUUUUAAUCUCUUUUGAUCCUCUCUAUAUAUACAAAUACAAAAUCACCACUUUCUACUAAAAUAGCUCUCUACGUUUCUUUUCUCUCUUUAAUUGCAACUAUGAUGCAAGAAUUGGGUUUAGAACGUUUCUCCAGCGAUGUAUUUCCCUUAAACCUCACUCCUCCUUCUCAAACCUCAUCUACUUCUCUUUCCAUCGACGAAGAGGAAUCUUCGGAGGCCAAGAUCCGACGGCUGAUAUCGGAGCAUCCAGUGAUCAUCUUCAGCAGAUCUUCUUGUUGCAUGUGCCACGUCAUGAAAAGACUCCUUUCAACAAUCGGAGUCGUCCCCACCGUCAUCGAGCUAGAUGACCACGAGGUUUCCUCUCUCCCCAUGGCUCUUGAAGAAGAAUAUUCCGGCGGCGGCUCCGUCGUUGUUCCUCCGCCGGCGAUUUUCAUUGGCCGUGAGUAUGUCGGUGGUCUUGAGUCCCUUGUUGCUCUUCAUCUAAGUAGUCACUUGGUCCCUAAGCUUGUCCAAGUUGGAGCUCUUUGGAGAAAUGAGGAAAGAAGAUUCUACUAUUAUUUGUAAGGUCUCCAAGCUCUCGGCAUCACGUUAUGUUUUUAUUCAAGGAAAUAUUCCUCUUUUGAUCAGAUGUAAAAGUCGGCAAAGAACCUCAAGUUAAUCAUAGAUCCUUCUAAAAUAUAGUGGGAGUCGCCAUCUUAAGCCAGACGAUUUCGUUAUUGUGCCGUGAUCUCGUCUAGGUAUUUGACAGCGACGCUGGGCUUAAGUGGCAUCUCCGAAAACAAUCUCUCUUUUAUUUUCCUUCGCACAAUUAUUGAAUUUCUUUUUCAAAGAUUCAGGAAAAGACCAUAAUUUGGAAUAGAAUGCUAUAUACUUCCUUUA
Brassica napus (rape) is the source of this 1082-nucleotide messenger RNA. Its product is annotated as glutaredoxin-C6-like. The record is from RefSeq and is a predicted model, not a curated record. The transcript has 2 exons. Bases 303 to 767 code for a protein of 154 amino acids. Lineage: Eukaryota; Viridiplantae; Streptophyta; Magnoliopsida; Brassicales; Brassicaceae.